CAGUCGUAAUCCAAUAUGGCCGCGUAAUUUUAGAAAAGAAAAACAAAGUGAUGAAUUUAUCAUUUUGAAAGGAUACCAUUGACUGAUAAAUACAUGACCUUGUACUCGACCUUUCCAAUGAAAGGAUGUCAGAUUCGAAAGAAAAAGAGGCAAAAUCAUUAGGUUGUGAUCUAUGUAAAACAUCCUAUAAUUCUGAAAAGGAUUUGAAAGAACAUUUAUGGUCAUUGAUUCAUCACACUAAAAUCGAAGACCAGAAAAGAAAUUCAACUCAUUCAUGUACAUUGUGUUUGAAUGUUUGUAAAACAAUACCAGAAUACAGAAAACAUCUUCUCAAUGCCAGACAUAAAAAGGCUUUAGAGAAAUUUAACAGAGCAGCAGAAAAUGGAAAAGAUUAUGUAUUUAGUGAUAGCGAAAGAGAAGAUUACGCUGACAGGCCUAACAACCAGUAUGCAUGUAUGGACAAUAAUCCAUCUGAUCGAACACAUCCUUGGUGGAGCAGACGCACAGAAACACACACAAAUCAACCUCCACCAUAUUGGAAUAUUCCUCCAUGGCAAAGGCCUCAGAGUCAAAGAGAUUUUAUUUAUUCAUCCCAAAAUAUAGGACCAAAUGGACGAUUUAAUGAAGACCGAAGUGGAAGGACAAAUUCUUAUAAACAUAGUCACAUGACAAAUACACACAAGCGCUAUGAGGAUGAUGAGGAAAAAAAUAAGAAUGUAAGGGGAAUGAACUCUGAAAAAAAAUCUAAACACACCUCUUCUGAGGUAGAUAGAAAUACUAAUUCCAGAAAAGGUGGAUUGGUUAAUUGCAGGAAUUCUAAAGAAGACGGAUCAUCUGGAGAAUUUGAAAACCCUUUCUGGCAUUCUACUAGUGACUGGCAACCAUCUAUGCCACCACCAUUGAUGAUGAUGCAGCCCUGGCAGAAUAACGAUGCCUACUUUAAUUACCAAAACUAUGGAGAGACAUCAGGGUAUGCAUAUAAUAGAGACUUCGGCAGAUACCAUGGUAAUAAUUGGAAUAAAAAUUAUUGGAAAAAUAACGGUAAUUUUUAUAGAAAUUCAGGCUAUGACUAUGAAUAUAAUGAUGAUGAUGAUGAUGAUUCACAAGAAAAUUAUGAAAAGGGUGCAGACGACAACACAGAGCCAUCCAGUGAUCUUUACACAAGUUUUAACGGACAGGAGAAAUUAAUGGAGCCUGUCAUCGACAGACAAUAUAAAUGUACUAAUAAUAAGAGUUUAACGGUUGGAUCAACCAAUCGUAAAAGACACAGUGAUGGAAAAGGGUAUAAACGCCCUUCAAAGCUACGAUACAACGAAUCAAGAAAUUAUAAGAAUUCAUCAUUAACAUCUAUAUCUGCAUCAACUAAGUCAAAUAAAUUAGUGACAACCCAAAAGUUCAAACAGAAAAAUGUAAAAUCCCCAAAGAAAAAGUUGAACAAAAAACUGAAUUCUUUGGCACAAAAGAAAAUGGAUGUCUCCAGAAAGGAUAAGAGUAGGCCCAAGUCUGUCUCUUCAUCUAAAAGCUUGUCACUCUCCUCUUGCCAUACAAAAAGUACUCCCCAAAAUAUGCCUAUCUCAACAGGGAAAAAGCAGGAAUCUCCAGUUGAAACUUUGCUGAAUGCCCCUUCAACUUUUGAAUCCAAGAAAAAGUUAUCUUCAACUGCUUCUCUUCUUAAAGAUCCUCCAAGUCCUCUAAUUUCUCCAGACACAAAUACAAUUAGUGGUAUUGAUGCUGAAAGACAUAUUUCCGAUACAAUCAGUAGUCCUGCCCCAAUACCAGACUGCAACAUAAAAAAUAAAUACUCAGUGAAAGAAAGGAACCCAAAUAAACCAAAUCCAAAUAUCCCGAUAAAAUCACUCACAGUAAAAUCAAGUAGCAGCAAUAAAAAUGAUAGUGGACCCAGGUUCUUGAAACCAAAGAGUUUACUGAAGAGAAACUCUCCAAAAGUAAGGCCAGUGAAAGAUUCAGUGAAGAUAUCUACUAGUUUAUCGAGUGAUAAUAAAAAUACUAAAAGUAACAAAUCCAAGUUUGAGGCAUCUGUUGUAAGUGAAGCUCUAGUAUCUUCGAGUUCUUCCCAAAGCCACGAUGAUGAUAUCAUCAUUGUAGAUCCUAAACCUCAAAUUCGACCAGGAACUAGUAGACAAAACAGCGGUGAACCCUCGACAACCAUUGAUAUCGAUGCUGCAAGUUGUAGUAAAGACCAUUCUUCUGAUUCAUCAAAGUCUAGAACCAUCCAUGAUCUUUGUUCUCCUUCAAGACGAGAAAGAAUGACAGCUAGUGAACAACCUGCAGAUAAACCCCAGAAAGCUCUAGCCAAGGAAACGUUAUUGAAGUUGGUCAACUCACCGCGAUCAAGAAAGGAACGAAUGCAACUAGCCACCAUGUUAAGAGAUCAUGCACAAUCCCAUAAUAGAUUAGACUCAUCAAGAAUUAGAAGUGAUGACUUGGAUAUAGAGCAAGUUAAACAUGACUUCAACAGUCUGUGUGAAAGUUUUGGAGGAUCAAGGAAUAAUCUCCCAUCUAUUAAAAUAGAAGAUCUUACCCCUGAAAUACAGUUACAAAUAGCACAGUUAAUAGAAGAUGAUUCUGAGUUGUCUGUUGAUGUUCAGUCUAUGUUGACUAAUACGAUAGAAGACAAGUCCAAUAAAGAUGAUUCCGUGGUUCAUAUGGAUGGUGAUGAUAAUAAAACAGCUGAAACAAAACAAGAUGACAAGAAAACAUGUAUCCAGUCUACAGUUAAAUCAGAGCCUGAAUGGUUGAAAAAAUCUAAGAAAGAAGCUCCAGUUAUGGACAAAACACAUUGCUCCUCAACCCAGCCUCCAGCCGUGUCGAUAGAUUCCCCUUCUAUUUUACCAGAAUCUACAGUAACAUUAAGCACACCACAAUCCAGUCCUGAAGCUACACCAUCUACAAAUAAACAGUCCAUGGCAACGUCGUCAUCGACUAUGGCAAAUAGACCCCCUACAACACACCCAAACUUUUAUCCCCAUCCAUAUUUUUCUGGAAACUAUCCGUAUCCUCCCUUUCCUCCGCAUGGUUUCCCUCCUUUCCAUCAACCGAUGCAGUUCCCAAAUCAACAACCAAACAUGUUUAAUCCAUCAUUUAACCCCAUGUCUAUGCCUGGAUUCAAUAUGUUUCCUUCAAUGGGAAAUCAGUACCGACCUAUGCCAGAAAACAUGCAAUCAGCACCACAUACUUCCAACCAUGAGGACCAAUCUCAUCGAAUGUCACCCGUACAAGCUUCCACAAGUGAUAAUAAUGACAAGUUACUAAGUCCACAUCAAUCAUCAAACCUACUGGCACAAAAAUCACCAGUCAAGGUUGAGACACCAAGAAAAGAAAAGAUUUAUCAAACUACAGCAACUUCACCAAUCAAAUUUGAUUUGGAUGAACCAAGUGAAACGCAGGACAUACUUGCUUUUGAUGAUACAACUCCUCCAUCUGCAGAACAGAGAUCUGUCAUGAAAGUAUUAAUAAGUUUGAGUUCCAAAGAAGAGAAGAUACAAUCUCAUCUUGAAUCUGUGGAUACUACAGAAGAGCAAUUAAACCAGAUUUUAAAGAAAACAAUGCAACAACUGAAUGAUUGUAGAGAAAAGAGAAAGAGGUUACUAGAUGAACAGAAGGCAAUACGUAUAAAGAAAAGUAAACUUCUAACAGAUUUUAUAAAAGAUAGUGAUGAUGUAGAUAGAGAUGACGUGAUAGCUGUCAAUCACAGAGUAUCAAGUUGUGAUAUAGGUGUACAGAUAUCUUAUCCACUCACAUCUUCGCCAUUUGUUGAACAACCAUUAACUUUAACAACUACAGAAAUCUCUCACGAUUCUGUCCCAAAAACUGAACCAAUGUUCUCCCCCAGGUCAUUAGUGUCCUAUAAUUCUCAUGAUUCUGAUUUCGCGAAUUCGGAAAGGACUAGUUCACAAUCAUCAAACAUUAACAGUGAGGUUAUUGUGGAAUCGGAUUGUAGUUCCGGAGAUUUAAACAUGGAUUUUAUCAGAUUGUCAAAUGAAUUGGGAUCAGAAGAUGAAACCAUGGCAACAGAUGACCAAAUUAAAAGAGAAGCUGUGGAAGAAAGUUGUAGUUCUGAUGUGGAAACGUCCAGUUUGGAAACAGUUGCUGUUGUGUCUCUACAAUCUACUUGUGAAUCUCCUUUUGAAAAGAUUCAAAAAAUGUCCUCUCCGAAUACCUCAAUUCGUUUUGAAAAUGUACAUGACAAGAUUAUUUUUUCCCCAUCAAAACAUGUUCCCCCUGCCAUUACCGAUCAACCGGGCAGUUUGAUGAUGAGUCCGAUGGGAGACAGAUCCGGUGAAAUAGAUGUAUUCUUGUCUCCAGUAAAGAAAGAAAAGUGUGAAUCCAGUCCAGAAUGUGCGAGUAAAAGUUUUAGGAAAAGAAGUGUGUCAGAAUCAGAUGUAGAUAAUAAAAGUGAUAUAUCGCCCAGUAUUUGUGGUCGGUCAGUGAAAUAUCUUGGUGCCAUAACAGGCUCUCCUGAUAGAGCUUCAAUAAUCAAACAAAUUGCUGCCAACUUCGCGGGUGUUACCUCUGUGUCCUGUGUUCGUGUCAAUCAACAAACCACCCCAACCAAAACUACAGCCGAACACAGGGAAAAUGUUGAACAAGUGAAUCCCAUAAUGACGUCAUGUGAUUCUGUUAAUAACUAUCAACACUGUGUAGAUAGUACCGAAUCUAGUGGUGAUCUCAGAGAUUGUUCAAUAAUAUUAGAAAAACUUGAAAUGGAGUCAAAAAAUUCUGAAGCAAAACAAACGGAAAAUCAAUUAAUUGAUGAUAAAUGUACAUCGAUACUGAACCCAAAAGCAUCAACCAUGUCUCCUGUGAAAAAGAUUGACUCCCCGCAUAAAACGGGGCCAUCUACGUCUAAUGAUAAUUGUGUGGUUAUAGAUUCUAGUUCAGAAAGUACUUUCGAUGAAGAAAAUAUUCCAUUAGCUAGUAUCAAGCAAAAACUACAGACCCAGCAAUCAGAAUUGUCAACACUGUCGAUGGAAUUCUCUGAGACUGAUUCCGAUGAAGAAGAUAUGGAAUUAGCUAAAGGUUAUGAAGAAUAUUUUCAGUUUCUGGAAACAUCGGAAUCGGACAGUAAACAAGAUGAAAACAAUUCACAUCUAUCCACAAAACAUCCACAUACUAAACAACCUUUUGAUGGACCUAAAAAUUCUGUUUGUGGUUUAAACAUUAUAAAGAAUGAUGUUUUUGUAUGUUACAAGGAUUAUGGUGUUAGGAGAUAUUCAUUACAGUCUGGAGAACUGAUGAAGGAGUAUAAUACAGAGGGCAAUAUUAUACAAUGUAUGACAAUAGGGACUACAAGAACUGGUGAAACAAGACUAUAUAUGGCUGGCCCAGCAUUAUGUAUUAUGGCUUAUGAGAUAGAGGAAUCAUCACCAAUGUGUACAAUUGAUGUAUUGGAAGAAGUGAAAUGUUUACAUUCAGAUUAUGGACAUGUAUAUGGUGGAUUAUCUAAUGGAAUGUUAGAAGUUAUCAGAUUACAGGCUAAUAAAAAGAUUGAUACAUAUCAGAGUGAUGAUCAAUGUAUUCAUUGUAUAACAUCAGCUAGAGAAGGUGGAUUUAAACUGUUGUGUGUUUCAUCACAGGAUGCUACUAUAACUGUUUAUGAUGCUUUCAGUGGUUUACCUGUUAGGGUAUUAGAGGGACAUUCAAAAACAGCUUUCUCUGUCAGGGUGACUAUGAAUAAAGUAUAUAGUGGAUCAGGUGAUAAAACUGUCAUGGUUCAUGAUUUACAUACUGGAGAUUUAGAACAUGUUUAUAAAGAUCAUAAAGGAAUGGUUACCAGUAUAUAUGUAGACGGUGGUUUAUUGUUCUCAGCCAGUUAUGAUAGAUUUGUUAGAUGUUAUGAUACAGAGAAUCAGACAUUAAAGUGUAUGUAUUAUGGAGCAGGUCAUAGUGUUGUAUCUAGAUUAGUUGUACAUGAUGGCAAGCUAUAUACUGGUAAUCGUGAUGGUGAAAUAUCUGUUAUACAUAUAAAUCAUCAACAAGUCUGGCCAUGUCAGUGUGAUAAUUGUACUCAUAUAUUUGGUGUGAAAGAUCAUCUGUUACAUCAUGUUUUAACUGAUCAUCUGACACCAAACUCAUUUAUGACAAAAUGUACCUGGAGAGGAUGUAAACAAUGGUUUUCUACUCAGAGAGAAUCAAAGAAUGUAGAAAGUCACAUGUUAAACCAUUUACAAUCACUUGAUACAACAACAGAUUGAUAGUUAUCGGUAUAGUCUUCCAUGAAUCGAGACUAAAAAUAUAUAGAAAUGGUGUUCUCUGGUACAUUUGGACAUAAUACAGAGGAAUUGGACAUAUAAGUUAAUGAAAUGAGAUUGGGUUUAACCGACUGAGCUAAUGUAUAAAUUAAUACAUGCUAAGAUUUAUUUACAGUGCUAUUACAAAUUAGUAUGGGAUUCUGAAUGUAAAAGAACUAAACUAUUGAUAAUUGUCCAGGAGGAACAAUAAUACAUCAUGACACUGGGAGUCUUUAUUGGACAAUAAAUGUGUCUUAAUAUUAAUCGAACUAUAGAUUCUUUCCAGUAUUUGCAUUUAUUCCAGGCAUAAUAAUUUUAUAGCGUCUUUUUAACAAGACUAGAAAAUAUGAGGAAAAUAUAUACAGAAUAUUUUGGAUGAUGCUUUUCCAUUUUUUUCUUUUUUUUAAAAUAGCAAACAUUGUUUGUUGUCAGUUUAUUUUAUUGUUGUUUUUUUCUUUUAUGUCUGUGAUAUGUAUAUAAAAGCAAUUAACAUUAA
Messenger RNA from Patella vulgata (common limpet), 6747 nucleotides. Its product is annotated as zinc finger protein 106. The transcript has 19 exons. The coding region runs from base 126 to 6215 and encodes 2029 amino acids. Lineage: Eukaryota; Metazoa; Mollusca; Gastropoda; Patellidae. Gene Ontology annotation, molecular function: zinc ion binding; SH3 domain binding; RNA binding. Gene Ontology annotation, cellular component: cytosol; membrane. The record is from RefSeq and is a predicted model, not a curated record.